AUGUAUCUAUCUAUCACAGUCCAUUUCUAUGUAUCUUUCUAUCAUAGUCUGUUUCUAUCUAUCUAUAUCUAUUCAUUCUGUUACUUUCUAUCUAUCUAUCUAUCUAUCUAUCUAUCUAUCUAUCUAUCUAUCUAUCUAUACCACUCUGUUCAUAUCUAUCUCAGUCUGUUCAUAUCUAUCUAUCUAUCUAUCUAUCUAUCUAUCUAUCUAUCUAUCUAUCUAUCUCACCGUGUCCAUAUCUAUCUAUUUAUCUAUCUUCACCUGAACAAGAUGAAACGUGGUACUUACAUUUGUGAGGUGGUUGAACACAGGAGAAUACUGGAGGCCAUAUUUGAGGUGCCAUGUGCACAUUGCCUUGUCGCCCGUUGUUUUAAAGAAAAGCACAUUUUAAUCUAUUUGCAUACCACCGAGUAUUCUAUCUAUCUAUCUAUCUAUCUAUCUAUCUAUCUAUCUAUCUAUCUAUCUGUCACAAUCUAUUUCUUAUAUACGUCUGUAGAAAUUUAUCAGUCUUUCCUUCUGUCUUUUCUUUAUCUCACGACAAGCACAAACACAGACAUAUAUAGGUCUUGCCAAUAUCAAUAUUUAUAUGUAUGUUUGUAUUCAUAUCUAUCUAUCUAUCUAUCUAUCUAUCUAUCUAUCUAUCUAUCAUUGUUUGUUUCUAUCUAUCACAGUCUCUCUAUCUAUUAUAGUCUGUUUCUAUCUAUCUAUCUAUCUAUCUAUCUGUCUAUCAUAGUCUGUUUCUAUCUAUCUAUCUAUCUAUCUAUCUAUCUAUCUAUUCUGUAUCUAUCUAUCUAUCUAUCUAUCUAUCUAUCUAUCUAUCUGUCUGUCUCAGGAUGA
Acanthosepion pharaonis is the source of this 837-nucleotide messenger RNA. Lineage: Eukaryota; Metazoa; Mollusca; Cephalopoda; Sepiida; Sepiidae. The record is from the annotation of a GenBank genome assembly.